UUCUCGACAAACUACAUUUGACCAUCUUCUGAUUUCAUUUCAUUCCACGCUGCCACAAUAGGGAUUCUUCGCUUCUUUGGCCCGUGGUUAGGGCGACAUCUACCCCAAUUCAAACACUCGAAUCUUGUGAAAAUGGCGGUUUCUGAAGCGCAGCCCGCUUCGCAAACCCCCGCGGACGGGCAGAAUGCGCCAUCGGCUCCCCAGUCGGAGCCGAAGAAGAAGUUGUUAGGCAGGGCAUUCUACGAGAGUUUGGGAAGCCCCAAAUAUAUUGUUGCCCCCAUGGUAGAUCGCUCGGAAUUCGCCUGGCGCAUGCUGACCCGUUCAUUCAUGCCUCCCGAUGACCCUAGACCUCUCCUGUCCUACUCGCCCAUGUACCAUGCGCGCUUGUUCCAUGAACAGCCUGGUAUCCGUCUACAGCAUUUCCGACCCACGCGCGACGACAACGGUCAGGGCGCUGGCACUCCUUACCUCGAUGGAAACCCCGCCAUAGAUCGACCGCUUUUCGUGCAAUUUUGCGCAAACGAUCCCGACGACCUCCUGAAAGCUGCUCGACAUGCUGAGCCAUACUGUGAUGCCGUUGACCUGAACCUUGGGUGUCCCCAGGGAAUCGCGAAGAAGGGGCACUACGGCGCAUUCCUUCAGGAGGACUGGGAUCUCAUUUAUAAACUGAUUAAUCGACUACAUAAUGAACUUUCGAUACCCGUUACCGCCAAGUUUCGGAUCUUGGAGACAAAGGAGAAGACGUUGGAGUAUGCGAAGAUGAUCUUAUCCGCCGGCGCAAGCAUAAUCACCCUCCAUGGUCGCAGAAGGGAGCAGAAGGGACACAAUACGGGUAUUGCUGAUUGGAGCUACAUUCGUUACCUCCGCGACAACCUGCCUCCGGACACGGUGAUAUUUGCAAAUGGAAAUACCUUGAAUUACGACGACUUGGAACCCUGUCUUGAAGCCACAGGUGCAGACGGAGUGAUGAGUGCGGAAGGUAAUCUAUCAGACCCGGCGAUUUUCAGCAAACCCCCUCCCGUUGGCAGCGAGACACGGGAAUAUUGGCGUGGUAGAAAUGGCAAAGGUGGUUACCGGAUAGACGCGAUACUGCGGCGGUAUCUCGACAUCAUUUACAAAUAUGUUCUCGAACAGCCCGUUCCAGAGAGAGAGCCUCUCUAUCUCCCAUCAGAUUCUGUGGACGAGGCUGCAGAGCCAGUCGCCGAACCUGCCGAAGAAGUCGAGGACGGCCCACCCAAGAAGAAGCAAAGGAAGGAACUGAAGAAGGAGAUCAAGAAGGAAAAGAAGGACAGGUCGAAACUGAAGAAGCAGAACUCUCCCAGUCUAGGCGUGAUGCAGGGGCAUCUUUUCCAGCUCCUCCGUCCCAUGGUUGCUCAGCAUACUAAUGUUCGUGACGCACUCGCUCGGUCCCGGCCCGGCGACAUGCCGGCAUUCGAGCACGUUCUCACUCUUGUCGAAAAAGCGAUCAAGGAUGGCUUGCGAGAAUACGAACAAUUCCCUGAACGCUAUGAGGAGCCCCCUAACCAGGACCUGAAAGGGUCCAAGGCGACAAUCGCUGAAUACGGACGACCCUAUUGGAUCUGCCAACCACACAUUCGACCCUUGCCCGAAGAAGCCAUGGAACUGGGCGCUCUCACGGCCAAGCAGAAGAAGAGUACAGCCGAAGACGAUUCUAAAGCUGAAGCGCCUUCAGAGAAAAGGAACCCCCCUGCCGACUCCGAUGCCACGCCCCGCGAGUCGGCUCCGGCUUCAGCUACAGCAACCCCAGAUCCGUUGGUUAGCGGUUAAAAUAUGUCUUUUCUUUUCUUUCUUUUCUUUUCUUUUCUUUUGCUUAGGGCGGAGUUCAACAUUGCAUAUAUCCAACGGGGAGGAGUGGGGAGCGCGUUUAUAGAUGUCUCAUUGCUGAACAUGUCAGAAGCAGUGAUAAUACAAUAUAGUACAUAGACUCACGCCAGUGAUGCAUACAAUACUAGAG
This is a messenger RNA of Aspergillus steynii IBT 23096, 1975 nucleotides long. Its product is annotated as tRNA-dihydrouridine synthase family protein. Gene Ontology annotation, molecular function: tRNA dihydrouridine synthase activity; flavin adenine dinucleotide binding. Gene Ontology annotation, biological process: tRNA processing. The record is from RefSeq and is a predicted model, not a curated record. Bases 133 to 1788 code for a protein of 551 amino acids. The transcript is spliced from 2 exons. Lineage: Eukaryota; Fungi; Ascomycota; Eurotiomycetes; Eurotiales; Aspergillaceae.